AUGUUGGGGGCUGAGGCUGAGGUGCCCAGUGCCAUUGGAUCCAGGUCUGAGGCAGAAGACGAGGAGGAACAUGAGGAUGAGGAGGAAGGUGAGGAGGAAGGUGAGGAGGAAGGUGAGAAGGAAGGGACAGAUGGAGAAGAAGCAUCAGAGAGACCUCCUUUGCCAAUGAAGAAGAACGGGAGUGUGCAUGUGACAGACAUGCGAAAGCAGGUGGUCCUCAUGGGCCAUAAGAUCCCCUGUUCCACUUGUGGCAAUCGUAAUGAUUGCUGUAAGGACAUGGAGAGCUGUGAAUACUUCCAUCUCUUUCAGCAUGACAUGGACUAG
This is a messenger RNA of Aspergillus chevalieri, 324 nucleotides long. RefSeq lists its product as uncharacterized. Bases 1 to 324 code for a protein of 107 amino acids. The transcript has 3 exons. The record is from RefSeq and is a predicted model, not a curated record. NCBI's taxonomy places the organism in Eukaryota, Fungi, Ascomycota, Eurotiomycetes, Eurotiales, Aspergillaceae.